AUGAAUCCCAAGGAAGAAAAAGUGAAAAUAAUCACAGAGGAGUUCGAUGAAAAUGAUGAGGAUGCAGGUGUGGGAGGCCAGAAGAAGACCUCAAAGAUGGCAAGACAGAAAAGGAAGAAACCGCUGCCCGCCGCUGGCCCCGAGGAAAUGGUGUCUGAAAAUCCCCACCUAGGCAACCAGCCGGAGCCCCUGCAGGAAGAUUCUGACACUCGCCCCCUGAGCAUGACCACCCGUCGAGGCCCCAGGAGCUUACCUCCAAUUCCUUCAGCUUCCAGAACGGGCUUUGCAGAAUUUUCCAUGAGGGAACGCAUGAGGGAGAAAUUGCAGGCUGCCAGGUCCAAAGCAGAAAGCACGCUGCUGCAGGAAAUCCCCACCCCUCGGCCUAGGCGCUUACAGAGUCCUGGUGAGAAAGAACUGGAGACCGAAUUUGGUGCGGAGCCAGGGGAGGAGGCACAAAAGACUCAACAAGAAGAUGAUUCCCAGAGUCGCUCGAGAGUAAAGUUCCGUGAUUCUGUACGAAAAAUCAAGACUAAACCCCCGGUCCCACCUGGCUUCCCUUCUGCCGAAGAAGCCUAUAACUUCUUCACUUUCAACUUUGAUCCUGAACCGGAGGAAUCAGAGGAAAAACCAAAAGCAAAAAAUAGAGAUGGAACUACCCAAGAGGAGGAGGAAGGAGAGGAAGAAGAGCCACCUGUGCAGGGAAUCCACAAAACGGAUGAACAAUUGCUGAUUAGUGCUACAGAGGCCGAGGCUUUUCUGUGGGGCUUAGAUCACGCAGCUGCGGAUUUUGUGGCAGUCAGACCUGCAGAUUAUGAAAGCGCCCACGUCCGACUACAGAUGGAAAAAGAACUCCUGUUCGUGCCCAGCAGGCUGACAGUGCCUACGUAUAAAAAGCUUCCCGAGAACGUACAGCCCAGAUAUCUGGAAGACGAAGGCCUGUACAUCGGCACAAGACCGGACGUGCCUCGCACCUGUCAGAACAUCAUGGAGAACAGGUUGCUGACACAGGAACCUGCGGUAAAAUAUGUCCACAGAAGUCAGCACAUGAUUGGGUCUGGAGACUCCCCGGGAAAUUUCCAACUGGACAUUGAUAUUUCAGGGUUAAUCUUCACUCAUCAUCCCUGUUUCAGCCGCGAGCAUGUUUUGGCAGCCAAGCUGGCCCAGUUAUAUGACCAGUACCUGGCAAGACACCAGAGAAACAAGGCAAAAUUUCUUACUGACAAGCUCCAAGCUCUAAGAAAUGCUGUUCAGACAGGACUUAACCCAGAAAAAACUCAUAAGUCUCUUGAUACGACCCAAAAAACUAUCAAUGAGUAUAAAUCUGAAAUUCGGCAAACAAGAAAACUGCGUGACGCUGAACAAGAAAAAGAUCGAAUGUUGCUUAAAACCAUCAUAAAAGUUUGGAAGGAGAUGAAAUCCCUUCGAGAAUUUCAGAGGUUUACAAAUACACCCUUGAAACUUGUUUUGAGAAAGGAAAAGGUUGACCAGAAAGCAGACGAAGAAGCGUACGAAGCAGAAAUUCAAGCCGAAAUAAGCGAGUUGUUGGAAGAACACAUGGAAGAGCACGAGCAGAAGAUGGAAGCGUACAGAGCCGCGUACCAGCAGUGGAAAGCCUGGAAGAAAGCCCAGAGGGCCAAGAAGAAGAAAAAGAAGCAAGCAGUCGAAGAGCAUCCUGAAGAGGAGAUGGGGGAGCCGUAUCCUGAGGAGGAUCCGGUGAAACCGGUCCCCCCGGAGCCCACCGAUCAGGCCCUGAUGGAGCACCAGGUGAGGGAGAGGGCAGCCCGGAGCAGGAGAAGGCCUGGGGAGCCGCUGCUGGUCCCAGAGCUGAGCCUGGCAGGGAGCGUCACACCCAACGAGCAGUGUCCCAGGGUGGAAGUCUUGCGAAGGGAGGACGUCAAGAGACGCUCAAUAUAUCUAAAGGUGAUCUUCAACGACAAGGAAGUGUCCAGGACCGACAGUCGGCCCCUCGGGGCAGACUUCCGAGUUCACUUUGGACAGAUUUUCAAUCUGCAAAUAUUCAACUGGCCGGAGAGUUUGACACUGCAGGUAUACGAAACAGUUGGACACAGUGGCACCACUUUGCUGGCAGAAGUGUUUCUGCCUAUUCCUGAAACGACCAUUGUCACUGGAAGGGCUCCCAUUGAAGAAGUGGAGUUUAGCAGUAACCAGCAUGUGACCCUGGACCACGAGGGUGUUGGAAGUGGAAUGCCCUUCUCGUUUGAAGCUGAUGGUAGCAAUCAGCUGAUUCUCAUGACCUCGGGGAAAGUGUCCAACAGCGUGGCAUGGGCCAUUGGAGAAAAUGGGAUCCCUUUGAUUCCUCCACUGUCACAGCAGAACAUCGGAUUUAGAAGUGCUUUGAAGAGAGCAGAUGCCAUCUCGUCCAUCGGCACAUCGGGACUGACAGACUUGAAAAAGUUGGCCAAGUGGGCAGCAGAGUCCAAGCUCGACCCGAAUGACCCCAACAAUGCCCCUUUGAUGCAGCUAAUCUCGGUUGCUACUAGCGGUGAAUCCUACGUCCCUGAUUUCUUUCGACUGGAACAGCUGCAGCAAGAAUUUAACUUUGUUUCAGAUGAGGAGUUAAAUAGAUCCAAACGAUUCCGGCUUCUUUGUCUUAGAAGCCAAGAGGUGCCAGAAUUCCGAAAUUACAAGCAAAUUCCAGCAUAUGACCGGGAAAUUAUGGAAAAGGUAUUCCAGGACUAUGAGAAACGGUUACGAGACAGAAAUGUAAUUGAAACCAAGGACCACAUAGAUCCCCAUAGGGCCAUGGUAGCCAAGUACCUCCAACAGGUUAGAGAAUCAGUGAUCAAUCGUUUCCUAAUUGCAAAACACCAUUUUCUUCUUUCGGAUUUGAUAGUAGAAGAAGAAGUUCCCAAUAUCAGCAUUUUGGGGCUAAGCCUUUUCAAGCUGGCAGAACAAAAGCGACCACUGAGGCCAAGGAGAAAAGGCCGGAAGAAGGUGACGGCCCAGAACCUGUCCGACGGAGACAUAAAGGUGCUGGUGAACAUUAUCCGGGCUUAUGACAUUCCUGUGAGGAAGCCGACAGCAAGCAAAUUCCAGCAGCCAUCAAGGUCUUCAAGGACUUUCAGCGAAAAGCAUGCUGCCUCCCCAACCACACACAGCCCAACCCACAGUGCUGACUACCCCCUCGGCCAGGUUUUAGUACGUCCUUUUGUAGAAGUUUCUUUUCAACGAACGAUUUGCCAUACAACUACAGCUGAAGGACCAAACCCCAGCUGGAAUGAAGAACUUGAACUUCCAUUUAGGGCCCCCAGUGGAGACUACAGCACAAGCAGUUUGCAGUCAGUGAAAGAUGACGUGUUCAUUAACAUUUUUGAUGAAGUGCUCUAUGAUGUCCUCGAGGAUGACCGUGAAAGAGGAAGUGGAAUCCACACCCGUAUUGAGAGACACUGGUUGGGAUGCGUGAAGAUUCCGUUUAGCACGAUAUAUUUCCAAGCCAAGAUCGAUGGGACAUUUAAAAUAGACAUUCCCCCCGUUCUCCUGGGCUACAGUAAGGAACGGAGCAUGAUUAUCGAGCGGGGUUUUGACUCCGUGCGAAGCCUGAGUGAAGGCUCCUACAUCACCCUGUUUAUCACCAUGGAGCCUCAGCUGGUUCCCGGGGAGUCGGUUCGAGAAAAGUUUGAUUCUCAGGAAGACGAGAAAUUGCUACAAGCAACGGAGAAGUUUCAAGCUGAAUGUGCCUUAAAGUUUCCACAUCGUCAAUGCCUCACGACAGUGACUGACAUAAGUGGAAAAACCGUCUUUAUCACUCGUUACCUCAAGCCAUUAAACCCUCCACAGGAGCUCUUGGAGGCCUGCCCCAACAACCCACAAGCAACGGCAGAACUGGUGGCCCGGUAUGUGUCAUUGAUUCCUUUCUUGCCUGACACUGUUUCAUUUGCUGGCAUCUGUGACCUGUGGAGCACAUCUGACCAAUUUCUUGAUCUCCUGGCAGGAGACGAAGAAGAGCAUGCGGUUUUACUAUGUAAUUAUUUUCUCUCCCUGGGUAAAAAGGCCUGGCUGGUGAUGGGCAGUGCUAUUCCUGAGGGUCCAACUGCCUAUGUUCUAACUCGGGAGCAAAGUCACUAUUUAAUAUGGAAUCCUUGCAGUGGACAUUUUUAUGGACAAUUCGAUACAUUCUGUCCCUUAAAAAGUGUGGGCUGUUUAAUAGGUCCCGAUAAUAUUUGGUUUAAUAUUCAACGACAUGACUCUCCACUACGGAUAAAUUUUGAUGUCACCAAGCCCAAGCUAUGGAAGUCUUUCUUUUCAAGAAGUCUUCUAUAUCCUGGCCUUUCCAGUGUUCAGCCAGAAGAACUAAUUUACCAGCGCACAGACAAAGCGGCUGCAGCUGAGCUACAAGACAGGAUUGAGAAAAUACUCAAAGAGAAAAUCAUGGACUGGCGGCCACGGCAUCUGACCAGGUGGAACAGGUACUGCACCUCCGCGCUACGACACUUCCUGCCUCUGUUAGAGAGAAGCCGAGGAGAGGACGUAGAAGACGACCACAGAGGAGAGCUGCUCAAGCAGCUGGGAGACUACCGGUUCUCUGGAUUUCCCCUUCACAUGCCCUAUUCUGAACUGAAGCCUUUAAUUGAAGCAGUAUAUAGCACUGGAGUACAUAAUAUUGAUGUUCCUAAUGUUGAAUUUGCUUUAGCUGUAUAUAUCCACCCAUACCCCAAAAAUGUUUUGUCUGUUUGGAUCUAUGUUGCCUCUCUCAUACGCAACAGGUAA
This is a messenger RNA of Puma concolor (puma), 4728 nucleotides long. The record is from RefSeq and is a predicted model, not a curated record. NCBI's taxonomy places the organism in Eukaryota, Metazoa, Chordata, Mammalia, Carnivora, Felidae.